ACCGCUCACUCUGCGGCUGCGCCAUUUAGCUGCGCCAUUGAACAGACCAAGGCGUUUCCGUGUUUGUUGCACAAUUGCGGCUGCAGAUUUUAAUAUUGAACCUUUUGUAUUAAUUAUCCGACAACUUCUCUCAUUCCUCGCCCCGUUACUAUGGAAACGCAAAGCCGCGUAACCAGGAAGUGAGUGCAACGGAAAUACCGGAAAUAGGGCUGGAACGCUUCCAUGCUCAGCGGGAACUACAAACCCCAGCAUUCCCUGCGCGCUUCCGGCUGUAGGCUUCCGCUGGUGCUGCCCGGUCCGGCAGGUGCUGCCCCGGGGUUUGGACCUGCGCUCAGUACCCAGAUACCCCUGAUACCCUUGAUACCCCCGAUACCGGAUACCCCCGGAUACCCCUGAUACCGGAUACCCCUGAUACCCCCGGAUACCGGAUACCCCUGAUACUCCCGAUACCGGAUACCCCCUGAUACCCCGCAGUCCCUGUGUAGCUCUGGGUCGCGCCCCGGUGCCGGUUGCUGGGGGUCAGUAGGAACACGGGGCAGAGAUGGUGGUGGAAGUGGAGGGGUUCUACGGCGUGUACCUGCUGUUCUGCACAAACCCCAAGUACAAGGGUCGGAUCUACAUCGGCUUCACGGUGAACCCCGAAAGGCGAAUCCAGCAGCACAAUGGCGGCAAACACAAGGGGGGGGCCUGGAAAACAAGUGGCAGAGGCCCCUGGGACAUGGUUCUGAUAGUCCAUGGAUUUCCCAAUGACAUCGCAGCCCUACGGUUUGAGUGGGCAUGGCAGCACCCCCACGUGUCCCGCCGCCUCACCCACGUGCCGCGCAAGCCCAAGAAACAGUCCAGUUUUGACUUCCACCUGCUGGUGCUGAGCCACAUGCUGCGCGUGGCCCCCUGGAACCGGCUGCCCUUAACCCUACGCUGGCUGCGCCAGGAGUAUCGCAGGGAGCUGCCCCUUCUGCUCCAGCCCCCUCUGCAUAUGCCCCUGGCAUUCGGGCAGGUACGGGCAAGGCCCAUCUCUAAGGGGCAGAAGGGCAGAUUGGGGGAGACCGGGGAAGGAGAGAGUGCCCGGGGGGUGAUGCCGCCGGCCCCCCAGCGCUGCAGGGUCUGUUACGAGUGGGUACAGGAUAAGGACGACGCUCUGUGCUGCUUCCAACCCGGCUGCACCCUCACCGCUCACAUCCUGUGUCUGGCGAAGCUCUUCCUACUCAAGGAACCCCAAAGCCUCAUUCCUGUGGAGGGCCUGUGCCCCAGCUGCGGGCACUCGGUUCUGUGGGGAGACCUGAUCCGGUACCGGAACGGCUGUUACGGAGACCUAGAGGAAAUCCCAAGCUCUCAGGCUCACUGGGUGGACGAGCUGCACAGAUCCUCAGACUGAUGCCCCCCUCAGGGUGCAAUUGGGUCGGAUACCGAGGGGCAAACCCGGAGGCUGCACAGCUGCUCAGACUGACGCCGCCCCUCGGGGUGCAAUUGGGUCGGAUACCGAGGGCCAAACCCGGAGGCUGCACAGACUGACGCCGCCCUUCAGGGUGCAAUUGAGUCGGAUACCGAGGGCCAAACCCGGAGGCUGCACAGAUCCUCAGACUGACGCUGCCCCUCAGGGUGCAAUUGGGUCGGGUACCAAGGGGCAAACCCGGAGGCUGCACAGAUCCUCAGACUGACGCUGCCCCUCAGGGUGCAAUUGGGUCGGGUACCAAGGGGCAAACCCAGAGGUUGCACAGCUGCUCAGACUGACACUGCCCCUCGGGGUGCAAUUGGGUGGGAGAAUGUGGGACUGAACCUGAUCAUGUGACACUAUUAUGGGGCAAUUUAACCCUUUUUACACUAAUUUAUUGUUCUGCUUGGAAAGUUUUUAAACAGAAAUAAAUGGAAUUAAUUGUUUUUUUAGAAAAAUAAAGAACCUUGUAUUUACCCCAAA
Xenopus tropicalis (tropical clawed frog) is the source of this 1915-nucleotide messenger RNA. RefSeq names its product SLX1 homolog A, structure-specific endonuclease subunit (gene slx1a). NCBI's taxonomy places the organism in Eukaryota, Metazoa, Chordata, Amphibia, Anura, Pipidae. The transcript is spliced from 7 exons. Gene Ontology annotation, molecular function: 5'-flap endonuclease activity; DNA endonuclease activity. Gene Ontology annotation, cellular component: nucleus; Slx1-Slx4 complex. The record is from RefSeq and is a predicted model, not a curated record. Bases 542 to 1375 code for a protein of 277 amino acids. Gene Ontology annotation, biological process: regulation of telomere maintenance; t-circle formation; DNA recombination.